Molecule: messenger RNA, 1407 nt
Organism: Penicillium angulare
Lineage: Eukaryota; Fungi; Ascomycota; Eurotiomycetes; Eurotiales; Aspergillaceae
Product: Proline dehydrogenase
Exons: 2
Coding region: 1-1407 (468 amino acids)
Cellular component (GO): mitochondrion
Molecular function (GO): proline dehydrogenase activity; FAD binding
Source: RefSeq, a predicted model, not a curated record
AUGAUUUAUUCGAACACUCUGUUUCCCCGGACUUUCAUCCCCCGCCUUGCCUCAGCUUCCUUACCAAAAAGAACUCCACGGCGACACCACUCGACUAAGCAAGGAUACCAUGAUGUCGCCAUCGCCCCAGGCCCUGUCAAGGCGCCCAUCGAAGUCUCAUCAAUGAGAAGACUGCCCACAAAAGUUCUACUGCGAUCUUUGAUCUUGACAUCUUUGAUGACCUCAAAGGUCUUCUUGAAACCUGCGCUAGCACUGCUCAAUGUUCUCAGUACCUCGUCCUCUCCUUUACUGAACGCCGACCGAAACCCAAUUCUGAACAGGCUUCUUCGAUGGACUGUUUAUAACCAUUUCUGCGCGGGAACGAAUCGACAGGAAGUCUCAAAGACCGUGGCGCAGAUAAAGGGAAUGGGAUAUCAGGGUGUGAUCUUGGGAUACUCAAGAGAGAUUGUUCUUGAUCCGAACGAGAAGUUGACUCAUGAUGGAUCGGGUGCUAGCACAUACAGCGAUAAGUGCUACGAGACGGUAGAGGAGUGGAAACAGGGUACACUGGAAACGCUUCGAAUGGUGGGACCUGGGGAUUUACUUGCUGUGAAACUUACCGGUGCUGGGCCCAUCUCUGUUGAUGCCAUGAUAGCAAAACGACCAAUGCCGGAUGUACUUGUCAAAGCGAUGGACGAAAUUUGUUCCAUGACAAAGCAACAAGGCUCUCGCCUCUGGCUAGAUGCUGAACAGCAAGUCCUUCAGACUGGGUUGGAUAACUGGGCAAUUGAGAUUAUGCGGAGACAUAAUAAGACUGAUACUCCUUUGGUCUACAAUACUAUUCAAGGGUAUCUCAAAGCGUCAAAGGCAAAUCUGGACAACCACAUCAGACUGGCUGCACAGGAAGAAUGGUCUUUGGGGAUCAAACUGGUCCGUGGGGCCUACAUCGAACAUGAAACUCGCUCUCUCAUCCAUGAUACCAAGGAAGAGACGGAUCAGUCCUACGACUUGAUCGCUGAUACAAUGUUAUGUCGAAGAAUGCCAGAGGAUCUUAAGCAGUUGAAGUUUCCCAAUGCUGCACUAUUUCUUGCGACGCACAAUGCCCCGAGUGCCGCAAAGGCAAUCGCCACCCACCAAGAUCGACUUCUUGCACACAAGCCUACUGUUCUGAUGGAAUGUGGACAGAUUCAAGGGAUGGCGGAUGAGUUGAGCUGUGAAUUAGUGCAUAAUUACGAAAGAGCCAUGGAGAGUUCAUCUGCUACCAAUAUAUCCGUUCCGAAGGCCUUCAAGUGUAUGGCUUGGGGUUCGGUUGCGGAAUGUAUGCAGUAUCUUCACCGUCGGGCGAUUGAGAAUAAGGGUGCUGUCGAACGCACACAACAUAUGGUGAAUGCAUUGCGCCAGGAGCUAUGGCGAAGAAUUAUAGGUUAA